Fusarium proliferatum ET1 is the source of this 1269-nucleotide messenger RNA. RefSeq lists its product as uncharacterized. Gene Ontology annotation, molecular function: FAD binding. Bases 1 to 1269 code for a protein of 422 amino acids. NCBI's taxonomy places the organism in Eukaryota, Fungi, Ascomycota, Sordariomycetes, Hypocreales, Nectriaceae. The transcript has 4 exons. The record is from RefSeq and is a predicted model, not a curated record.
AUGAUUCCAACUAAAGACCAACCCGUCCUCAUCAUAGGCGCUGGUAUAAGCGGCUUGCUGCUUGCACAGAGUCUAUCACGACAUGGCAUUCCCUUCCGUGUAUUUGAACGCGAUACGGAUCUUGAAACACGUGGUGUCGGAUGGGGUCUCACCCUUCUCUGGACGCUUCCCGUAUUGAAAGAUCUUCUGCCCGAGCAUUUUUUCAGUCGCUUGCCAGAGGCUUAUGUUGAUCGCGAAGCUGUUACUCAGGGUCUGUCGUCGAGCUUUCCGUUCUUUGACUUGAGUACUGGAGAGCUUAAGGCGUCGGUACCUAAAGCGCCAGAAGCAGAACGUGUCCGAGUCACAAGACAGGGUCUCAGAGCUCUGCUAGCUACUGGGAUUGACAUUGAGUGGGGCAAAGGUGUUACCGGAGUCGUGUCGACGGACGACUCUGUCACUGCUUCAUUCGAGGAUGGCAGCUCAGCUACUGGGAGUUUACUCGUUGGAUGUGACGGAAGCCAUUCACGAGUGCGUCGCUCAAUGUUCCCCGAGUGGAAGCUCAAAGACAUUCCUGUUCGAAUGUUAGGCAUCAAGAUGGAGCUCUCGCCCUCGCAGAUCAAGCCGAUUCGCGACCUUGAUCCUUACUUCUUUCACAGCACAAACUCGAGGAAUGACACUUUCGUAUACUUUAGUGUUCUCGACGCGCCUGGCAAUCAUGCCGAUACCGACCGCCCGUACAUCGGACAACUCUGCGUCUCGUGGCCAUAUCGCGAAGGUUUCCUGAACAGGGUUUCCCCUAUCGAGAUUCCGGAUUCGCAAGAGGAGAAGUAUAAAUUGGUCCAAGAGUUGACUUCCACUUGGGCCGAGUGCUUUCGGCCCCUUGCAUCCGCAGUCUCGCUGGACAGCGAAAUGAAAGGCCUCAAGAUACAAGACUUGACACCUCCAAAAGACUUCCAAACAACUGGCCGAGCUGUACUUAUGGGAGAUGCUCUCCACGCAAUGGCAAUGUACCGGGGAGAGGGCGCAAAUCAUGUCAUCUUCGAUGUUAAAGACUUUGUGGAACGAGUUGUUCCUACUCUCAACGGCAAUGGCGAUCUGAGAUCUACGCUGGAUGAGUAUGAGCGAGCGGUUAUUUCACGGACGCGUCCAGCAGUACUGGCGUCGAGGCGAGCCUGUCUUGAUGCACAUAAUUGGAAGAGGAUCAGCAAGGCCAGCCCACUGUUGACAAAGCGCAUGCCAUACAUAGAGUUUGAGGAGACCGAGGAAGUUGAAGUAACGCAUAGACUAUAA